UUCAUACUUUCGGUCCUUUAGGUUUGACUUACACGCUGCUUUCCUUUUUUGAAAUUGAGGAUCUCCUCUGUUCUCUCGCUUCAUCGCGUCCGGUCGCGUCAAUCACCCAGUCGCUCUUUACACCUGACUCGAGUUCGCGCGUACUCUGCCUGCGAAACAGACCGCCAGUUGUCCUUCGGAGCCCCUAAUGAUAUCCAAUCGCGCGUGUAUCUAGGUCAACUCCGUGAACUAUUUGCUUUACGUUAAGUUGUGGGGAGCCGUUCCCAUAUGUAGUUGUUGGCGCGGACCCUGCGAGUCCUUUCGCAAUUCCAUGGCCGAGACGGUGUCCAUUACGAUAUGCGGUGAUGGAGGAUGUGGCAAGUCGUCAAUUACAUUGCGACUUGUGAGGAGCCAGUGGACUCAUGAGUAUGAUCCAACUAUCGAAGAUUCAUACUCCGUCACCCGUACUGUGGACGGCCGGCCGUAUUUCCUUUCCCUCACCGAUACCGCGGGGCAAGAAGAGUACCGUGGUUUAUGGGCAGCGUCAAAUUUGAAAUCAGAUGCGUUUCUUCUCGUUUACGACAUUACGAACGCUUCAACCUUGGACGCCUUGGAUUCUUUUAUGGAUAUGAUUGAUUUGGAAGCUGAAAAUAGGCUUGAGAGUAAUCAGCGCUUGAUUAAGCAGUCACGAAAGACUAGUCCAGGAGCAGAACGGUUUGCCGUAGGCAUGGCCCCGCCAGUUACCAUUGUCGCCGGAAACAAAUGCGACCUCAAGGACGCGCGGACUGUGAGCGCAAGGCAAGGUUUGGAAUGGGCUAGAAAGCGGGGGUGCGGGUUUAUGGAGACGAGCGCAAGAGAAAUGGUAAAUAUCGAAGAGACCUUUGCCCUGAUCGUUCGUCGCGUUGUUGAGGCCCGACGCAUCCACCACCUACAACAAUUCCCACCCACUAGCCAGGUCCUACCACCGCCGAGUUCACGACCGCCCAUGGAACGAACGACCUCACAACUCAUCGCGCAUUCUCAUACACCACCUCUUACAGCUCAUGAGCGAGCUUUGAGCGAUGCUGUAUACAAGGCGCAGGGAGAGGGGUCCCAGAAGCAAUGGCUUGGCUUAGGAAGAGCUCUUUCGAAGAAGAUUGCGAAAAUCCGGAAGAACAGUGAUACUCCGGCCCCGACUACCGACACCCCGCGGCGGCGGAGCAGAGCAGAAUCCUCGGCAGCAAGGUCUCACAAGAGGAAAAUCUCUAGCGCGCAAAGUAAAGCUAACAACCAUGAAAGCACAGGACAGCAAGGAACCCAGCGAAAUGAACCAAGCUAUUCUCGGGAAGAUGAUGCCCCCAAACCACAGGAAAGCGAGGACGGGAAUUCUAAGGAGAGUUGGUGGAAACGAGUUAAUUGCGCUCGCUCUUAA
Molecule: messenger RNA, 1390 nt
Organism: Coccidioides posadasii C735 delta SOWgp
Lineage: Eukaryota; Fungi; Ascomycota; Eurotiomycetes; Onygenales; Onygenaceae
Biological process (GO): Ras protein signal transduction
Cellular component (GO): plasma membrane
Molecular function (GO): GTP binding; GDP binding; GTPase activity
Source: RefSeq, a predicted model, not a curated record